Messenger RNA from Pyrus x bretschneideri (Chinese white pear), 840 nucleotides. RefSeq names its product protein SYM1. The record is from RefSeq and is a predicted model, not a curated record. NCBI's taxonomy places the organism in Eukaryota, Viridiplantae, Streptophyta, Magnoliopsida, Rosales, Rosaceae. Bases 1 to 786 code for a protein of 261 amino acids. The transcript is spliced from 4 exons. Gene Ontology annotation, cellular component: cytoplasm; membrane.
AUGACGGCCGCUUUACGCUGGAGCACCAACCUCACCCGCCUGUUACAGAAGAACUCCAUCACCGACCCGUUCCGAGCCCCGAAGCUGCUCCAAACCCAAACCCAAACCCACUCCAAAGCCUACCUCCGCUUCCCUCAAGUCUUCCGCAAAGCCAGAGACUACGACCUGUCCCCCUCUGUCUUCUCCUCCGCCUUCUCCUCCGCCAAGUCCUCCGUCGAAGCUCCGUCGGUCUCCAAGCUUGGGUUCGUGGGAUGGUACCUGGGUAUGAUCGAGUCCCGCCCCGUUUUGACCAAGAGUGUCACCGCGGCGCUUAUUUACACCGCCGCCGAUUUGUCCUCCCAGACAUUAGCAAAAUCAUCCUUUUCAGAAUCUUAUGAUCUUGUAAGGACUGCGCGCAUGGCUGGAUAUGGGAUGCUGGUUUUGGGUCCGUCGCUGCAUUUCUGGUUCAAUUUCAUGUCGAAAUCUUACCCGAAACGGGAUAUCUUUUCGACAUUGAAGAAAAUGGCAAUGGGGCAGGUGCUUUUUGGACCUACAAUGACGUUUGCUUUCUUCUCCUUGAAUGCAUGUCUACAAGGUGAAAACGGUGGAGAAAUUGUUGCCCGCCUACAGCGAGACUUGUUCCCUACAUUGUUAAAUGGCGUUAUGUACUGGCCAAUAUGUGAUUUUAUCACAUUCAGAUUCAUUCCUGUCCAUUUACAGCCAUUAGUGAGCAAUGGAUUUUCGUAUCUGUGGACCAUUUACAUCACGUACAUGGCAGGCCUGGAGAAAGCAGGCACAGCGUCCUAGCUGAUUGACUGUAGGCGCCUAUUCUUUUUACUAGUCUCGUCUUCAAGAUUUAGA